Molecule: messenger RNA, 5821 nt
Organism: Bufo gargarizans (Asiatic toad)
Lineage: Eukaryota; Metazoa; Chordata; Amphibia; Anura; Bufonidae
Gene: CRTC3
Product: CREB regulated transcription coactivator 3
Exons: 16
Coding region: 334-2361 (675 amino acids)
Biological process (GO): protein homotetramerization; positive regulation of transcription by RNA polymerase II
Cellular component (GO): nucleus; cytoplasm
Molecular function (GO): cAMP response element binding protein binding
Source: RefSeq, a predicted model, not a curated record
UCCGGCUGGAGCUGUGCACGACUUGUCAGCGAGCGGCCUGAAGUUUGGAUGCGGCGGACGCUGGGAGUUUACGAGACGCUUUGUUGACAUCGGGCCAGAAGAAGCGGAAGAAGGGAGGGUCGGUGCGUGUGUCGCCCGCCCGUACAGCAGCCCCUCCCGAAUGGCCUUCUGUCGUCCCUCCGGCGUCAGGCCGGGCCUCUACUGAUCCUCCGGAAGGGGGCAGCAGUUCGGACCCCAUGACAGGCUGAGCCGCAGCGGUCCCGCAGGGACUGUACAAGCCAAGGCACCUCGGACUUUUCCCCACUUCUCGUAGUCAGAGCUGAGGCCUGCGACAUGGCUGCGUCCCAGGCCUCCAGCGGCUCCAACCCGAGGAAGUUCAGCGAGAAGAUCGCUCUGCACAAUCAGAAGCAGGCCGAGGAGACCCGGGCCUUCGACGAGCUUAUGACCGACCUGACAGUGUCCCGGGUUCAGUUCCAGAAGCUGCAGCAGUUGCGAAUUGCACAAUCCCGGGCUCAGUACUACGGCGGCUCAUUGCCAAAUGUGAACCAGAUAAGCAGCAGUCCGUCUGAUUUCCAGGCUUCUUUUCAACAAGCGGAUAAUAUACGAGGUAUGAGGCACCAUGGGUUGGUGGAAAGGGUUUCACGGAAUCGCCUGCAUUCCCCUCUACACAGACCCGUAGAGAAGCAUGGACGUCAAUGUGACAGCUCUCCGUAUGGAUCGGUUUAUCUCUCCCCUCCGCCUGAUAAUAGCUGGAGAAGGCAGCAUGCUACCUGGAGUGAAGAGAAACGGCCAGGAUUUAGACUAUUGUCUGCUCUCAACAGAACGAACUCGGACUCUGCACUUCACACGAGUGCCUCGAGUACCAAAACUCAAGAUCCGUUUGUAUGUGGAAACCAACCUGCAGCACGUGCCCCCAGACAUCCCCAGCGCAACACAAGUUUACACGACGGGGAAAUAGACAACUUUGUAGAAGUUUUUUCAUUUCCAAAUGCGUUGACAGAAGAGAACAUGCUGAAUGUUUCCAGGCCACUGCCCAAACAGCUAUGGGAAGCCAAAAAGGUCCAGUCCAUGACAUCUCGUCCUCGAUCCUGUGAAGUUCCAGGCAUCAAAGUUUUUCCAUCUUCAGAUCCCAAUGCCGGCCUCUCACAUUUCCAGGGGAACCUCAAUACUGGUGGAUCACUACCAGAUCUUACAAAUCUGCAUUUCCCCUCUCCUCUGCCCACACCGUUGGACCCAGAUGAAACUACGUAUGCCAGUAUGGGUGCAGAGAAUAGCACAGGGGGGCUCCCUGCUGCUAUGACACAUCUGGGCAUUAGUGGCUCUCCAGAUCACUGGAACUCCUAUGAAGUUUGUGUCACAAGAACGAAAGGUUUGCAGAACACUCGUAGCAAUCCAUCUAUUCAGGCAACACUGAACAAUAGCUCUAUGGCUUCUCCUGUAAACAACCACGGACCUCCAGCUGGCCGCUCUAACCCAUCUCUUCACCCCUCUCUUCGCCUGGCAUCCCUCAGCAACCCUUCUCUCUCAACGGCUGCGCUUGGCAGUUCCCCAAGGCGGAGACACACUCCUGUUAGCCCACUGACCUUAACCCCAGGCAGUGAGUCAAAUCGGAGCCUAAGUGGACAGUUUUCACCCACCAGCCCAAUGAAUAUGCCAACUAAUUCACAGGGUAUGUCUCUAGGGUAUGACAGGAAUCCACUCUCUCUUCCUCCAUUAGAACCUCCUCCACCUUAUCCUUUAUACCAAGAGCAAUCCCAACACCCACUUCAACACACAGCGCAACAUAUGCAUGAAUCUAUGGAGUCUCCAAACUUUCAGCCUCCCUCACCUGUACCUUGUCCUCAUUUGGACUUAAAUUUGGCGAAUAGCACCCUAAGUGGUUUCUUUUCUGACCCCAUCUUCGAUCAGCAACAGUCCAUGAGACAGGGGAAAUGUCUGUGGCAACAGCAAGAACCAUAUGAUAUGUACGGGAGUCCCAGCAGUUCCCUUCCCAACAAUAAUUUCUUCGAUCCAAACAUGAACCUUCAGUAUUCCCAGGCAGCCAUGAUGGGACUAGGAGGGAGUCAUGGAAAUCUUCAAGAUCCUUUCCAGCUGAGGACAAGCUACUUGUAUUCCAAUUGCAGUGGGAGUGUUCCAAACAUUAUCCUUACAGAUGACUCGAGCAACAGCUUAUCGAAGGACAUUGGCAAUGCAGUUGCAGGAGUUUCCGAGCUGGGCUUUGAUACAGAUAAUACAUUUCAGUUGGAUGAUGAUCUGAAACUUGGACCUUUGAGCUUGGAUAAUCUGAGUAUGUUAAGUGACAAUGAAAUGGUCCUGCCUGACCCCACCAUAGAGGACACCUUCCGUUCUGACAAGCUGUGAUUCAGACUUCUUUUGGAACGUUGACUGCUGCAGUCGUUUCAUAGAAGAACAGAGAAGAAAACCUGUUCUGGCGGCAACUGAGAACAAAUGGCUUUGUUCCAGGCCUGUUCACUAUUUUCUGGAUACUAAGCAGUUGUAGUUACUUAAGGGUCUUUGACUUUUGAAUGUCUGGUCAGGUAGAAAUACUAAGAUACUGCUUGAAACCAAGCCAGUAAUUGACGUCUUGUAGAUAAGCACACAAGAUUCUCUGUGAAAAUGUCCUUGUAGAAGAACUGCCUUCCUACAUUUUUUAUGGUGAUGCACCAUUGCCUUACAUUUUUCUACCCUUUCACACUUGCAGCCGUUGUCAGAACUUAUUUGAAUCUGCUCAAAUUACGAAGGAUUAAGACUAAACAAUACAAAGAAAAAAAACUUUCUGAAUGGUUAAAACCCAGUGAUAAAAAGGCAGACUUUGCUGGGGAUUCCAUAUUGUACAGUCUGGAACCACUGACCUCAAGACUUGCUGAUGGAUAUUUGUCAGGUUUAAAAGUCCAUUCUGCUUUGAACUUUUGCCAAAUUUAAGUAAGAUCUGGUAUAAAAGUAUAACAAAUCAUUAUAUAAUGUAGUGAGGUAAUACUGCAAUAGUGCCUUAGUCCUAGACACUUUCUCAGAAUUUAUGUAUCCAAUCGCUUUACACAAACGGUGAAACUUUGUUAGUUUUUCCACCGAUCAACCGUUCGGAAGUACCAAUUCAGAAAAUGUGCUCCUAAACUGCAUAGCUUUGUCUAUUGUGUCGUGGACAGAGCUGGUAACUAGCGAUGCUCCCAUAGAAGUGAAUACUGCAGUAAUCUGCUCAAUCCACUACUCAGUAGACGCAGAUGUCUAAUUACGAUGCCUGAUUUCUGUGCCGGAGCUACUGCCAAACAGCUGAUCGACUGUCCUGGGUGUAAGACACCUGCCAAUCUGAUAUUAAUGACCUCUCCUGGGGAUAGGUCAUCAAUUGUUAAAGCCUGGAGAACCCCUUUAAAAAUGAUAUAUACAUUUAUGUAUAUAAAUUCAUUGAUUUUAUACAAUUUAACCGAUUUAAAGGGGCUGUCUCACCAAUGCAAGGGAAAUGUAGUAUUACAUGGCAGGCUUGCAAAUUUAUGGGUGGUGUACAUUGUCUUGAGCAAGAGAUGCCCUUAUGUAGCAGCUCUGUACUCUGGUGUUUAAAUAGGUGCCCCAUUCAAGUAUCACAGCAGGUGCCUGUUGACUCCCCACUAAAUGAUGUUCAUGUAGUUCAUCUAACAGCUCUUUAUUUAGGAAUAUCAUCUUUUGUCCCACAGAGUCGUUUCCUCCUGAUUGCUUGUUCCCUUUGCCACCAUUUCUGUUUCUAACCCCUGUAGGACUACCAUAAGACUAUCCUGAGAUGACUAAGGAUCCUCCUCGUUCUGCUCCCUACUCAGGAACUUCAAACGCAAGUGGGAUAGUGUAAAAUCACUACCACUUCUUCAUUAUACCUCAAGCUCAUGAAUAACAACAUGCAGUUCGUCAUGUUCCAGCCAAACCCUGGAUUUUGCCCUUACAGCUUCUUCUGGGGCAUACUCUUUUAGAAGUGAUUGUCCCAUUGUGUUCCAGAGUGCUUUUAUGAGAAGAAUCCUUGAUCUCGGGAUCUUCUUCUGGUUGCCCUGCAGGGAUGAGCAGCACUAUUGGUAGGAGUUGGGCACAAGUAACUAGGAGGAACAUACUCUGUGAAACAAAGAUAUAUCUAAAGAAGGAGUUGUUUGAUGAAAUAAUAUGUGAACGUUGUUGAGCGGUGAGGUGACAUGAUAUGGUUUAUUUUAAAUAGGGGGUACUGAGCAUCCAUAAGAAAUGCAUACACCCCGUGAGUCUAAUAGAUACUGAAAAAUAAUCCUAAUAGAAUUGGUACAGUGACAUCAGGUUAAAUGCCAAAGAAUUGAUUGGGGUCUGCCAUGAUUGUUCGCUUUAAACAAAAUCAUGUCAAAAUGUGGAACAAAUGCUAGUGUGAACACAGUCCACAGCCUACCGGUACUGAACUUCUUAUUUUAGCAUAAACUGUUAGAUAAUUAUCAAGAACAGGAAUAGUAUAAUUCUUUAGGGUUACUCUUAUAGUAGAUUCUGUAUUUCUUUGGGAUGCCUUUACGUGCCGUAAAGAUUUUGGUGCAAAAAUUUCUGCAACUGAGUGAAUCUGUUCCAUUCAUCUGAAUGGGGGAUUCAGAAAUCCAUAUGCUUGCUGCCAAACAACUCCAUCUAAAUGUCUGGAACUCAUUUUUGUCACAGAAACUUCUGAAACAAAAUCUGUUAUGUAUUUAGGCACUCUUGGUAUCAAAACAUUUUCGUUUGGGUUCGGCCUAUUUCACACGAGCCAUCUUUCCAUCGGAAUGUGGUCCGUUUUUAUAACAGACAGCAUCCGGACUGAACCCUGACCCAGGGUAUGUGCACAUGAGCAUUGUUUUUCACUAACCAUCUGUCCGUUCAGGAAAAAUCGCAGCGUGUUUCAUCUUCAUCAGUUUUUUUACGCAAGCCUGGUCCAUUAAAGUCCAGUGGAUCGGUGAACAAAAAAACGGAAGCACACUGAAGGACUUUCCGUUUUUCGCUGAUCAUUGCUGGAGAUGCUGAGUGAUAUUCUUCAGUUUUUCUUCAAGUACAUGAAAACCGCAUCAAAAAUUUAUUGCAUCCACGUGUAAAAAAACACAUGAACUUAACAGAGUUGCAGAAAACGCGGAAGCAAACUGAGCGGAAAACGUCAGUUUUUCACUGGCAUAACUUGGACGAGUUCCCUAUAUCUUGUGUGAAAAAAGCCUGAAGUUGAUUACAGUUGAUGGUGCAUUCAAUAGAAAAUUUUGAUGUUUUCUUACAGCCAUAAUCCGAAUUGGAUCCAUAAAUGUGGAUAAGUAUGAACUGGUUUCUAGAUAUUGAUGAGCUAUCCUUUGUUUUCAGCAGCCACCAGCGCCAAAAACAACACUGUAAAUGAAGCCAGAGGCAGAAGGCUCCGAUCUUCAGUAAGCCCUCUGCUCCUGGCUCUGUCCAUGGUUUUGUUUCAAACACCAGCGGCUGCCAAAAAGAGCUUUUCAGUGGGCAAUUCCACUGAUCUGAUAUUGAUGACCUAUCCUGAAGAUAGGUCAUCAAUAUCUUGAAACCAGAAAACCCCUUUAACUCUACAAGAAAAAAAGAAAAAAAAAACACUUUAGGGUCCAUUCACAUGUCUGCAAGUGUUUUGAAGUCCUCAAAUUAUGGACCGCACAUGACCAACACUAUGAUAGAAAUGCCUAUCCUUGUCCGAGGCUGCGGACAAGAAUAGGACAUGCUCUAUCUUUUUUGCGGGCCACGGAACGAAACUACAGAUGCGGGGACAGUACAUGGUGUGCUGUCCACAUCUUUUGCAACCCUAUUGAAAUGAAUGGGUCUGCACCCAUUCAGCAAAAUUGCGGAACGAAUGUGGACCCAUUUAUGCGGACGUGUGAAUGGACCCUUAUAUGAA